Molecule: messenger RNA, 1399 nt
Organism: Molossus molossus (Pallas's mastiff bat)
Lineage: Eukaryota; Metazoa; Chordata; Mammalia; Chiroptera; Molossidae
Gene: RAB34
Product: RAB34, member RAS oncogene family
Exons: 11
Coding region: 292-1071 (259 amino acids)
Biological process (GO): phagosome-lysosome fusion; endocytosis
Molecular function (GO): GTPase activity; GTP binding
Source: RefSeq, a predicted model, not a curated record
UCCUGGGCCUGGAGUUGAGGAGGGAAGCACCGCCUCUCCUUGGGCCCCUUCUCUCCCCCUUACCCCUCCCCGCCGGUCCUGGCGCAGCCACAUGCUGCGCAAUCACCGAUUCCCCAUCACCAAUUCGGCUGGCGUCCCCGAGGCCGCGGGCUCCCGUAGGUUCCCAGUGGCCCCGAGUUAUAGUCGGGACUCCUCGGUCGCGGGUGAUUGUCGGGUCUCCACGGGCCCGGGUCGCUGGGGCGGAUCAGGCCUCGGCGCCUUCUCAGGGCGCUCGACAAGGCUGCAGGCAAGAUGAACAUUCUGGCGCCGGUGCGGAGGGACCGCGUCCUAGCGGAGCUGCCCCAGUACCUGAGGAAGGAGGCCGCUUUGCACGUGCACAAAGACUUCCACCCCCGGGUCACCUGCGCCUGCCAGGAGCACCGGACAGGCACCGUGGGAUUUAAGAUCUCUAAGGUCAUUGUGGUGGGAGACCUGUCAGUGGGGAAGACUUGUCUCAUUAAUAGGUUCUGCAAAGACACCUUUGAUAAGAAUUACAAGGCCACAAUUGGUGUGGACUUUGAGAUGGAACGAUUUGAAGUGUUGGGCAUCCCCUUCAGUCUACAACUCUGGGAUACCGCUGGACAGGAAAGAUUCAAAUGCAUUGCAUCAACCUACUACCGAGGAGCUCAAGCCAUCAUCAUUGUCUUCAACCUGAAUGAUGUCGCCUCUCUGGAACAUACCAAGCAGUGGCUAGCUGAUGCGCUCAAGGAGAACGACCCUUCCAGUGUGCUUCUCUUCCUUGUGGGUUCCAAGAAAGACCUGAGUACUCCUGCUCAGUAUGUGCUAAUGGAGAGAGAUGCAAUCAAGGUGGCCCAAGAGAUGAAGGCUGAGUACUGGGCAGUGUCAUCUCUCACUGGUGAAAAUGUCCGAGAAUUCUUUUUCCGUGUGGCAGCACUGACCUUUGAGGCCAAUGUGCUAGCUGAGCUGGAGAAAUCGGGGGCCCGGCGCAUUGGGGAUGUUGUUCGCAUCAACAGCGAUGACAACAACCUCUACCUAACUGCCAGCAAGAAGAAGCCCACAUGUUGCUUAUGAGGGAUGAGGGAUUGCCCAGCCCUGGGGCACAGUGCUACCUUGACUCCCCCAGAACUCUACCCCUGGAUGUCUGCACUGACUGUUAUUUCAGACCAAAGAGCUGUACCCCCAGAGGGGUAGUUGGGACCAUGCUUGUCACUUCCUCUCCCUAGGCACCAUACCAAAGACUGCAUGCCCCCUUCCUCCAGGGGCUUUCCAGGUUGCCCAGUGGUGGGGAGGUGGUCUCUGCUGCUAUUGCUCAGCCUGCUGGGCCCUUUGGGUAUGAGGAUGCUUAGUGAUCCAGCUUCACACUGUGCCUUAUGCAUUAAAAUCUCUGUUAUUAGCAGUU